GCAUUGUAUGAACAAGAUAAUUUCAUUUUGAGUAAUGUCCAUUGCCAGAAAAUAAUAGAAAGACAUUGUAAAGUUGAUUUGUAUGUAGAUGGGGAUAGAGAUUGCCGUGUGAGAAAACAAUUAUCUACCUAAUAAAAAAGCACGUCUGGUUGUUGACCCGUUUAGCAUUCUUGUCUUCAAACAUAUUAAUUGGUUGCCAAAUAAAAUAGCAAAUUGUACACUCAAUUAAUUUCUUGUUACUGUAAUUGUAUUCUGGUCUAAGAGUUAAGUAAUAUAACACACAACUCUUAUAAAGUAAUGAAAUACUUAUUUGUGCUGUAAUUUCAUAAUAGUCAGCAUCUCAAUUACAUAAAUGAACAGUGUGUGACUGCUUUAAAUUUUAAUAAUGACUUUAUGUGUAUAUGGCAGAAGAUUUAAGAAUCGGCUGUACCUUGCUACAAUUUCAGAAUCAACCAAGCCGAAGAUAACGUCCACAGUUCAUUUCUUUUCAAUAGAUGAAGAACUUGUUUAUGAAAGCUUCUAUGCAGAUUUUGGUCCUUUAAAUCUGGCCAUGAUAUAUCGAUACUGUUGUAAAUUAAACAAGAAGUUAAAGUCUCACUGUUUAGCUAAAAAGGUUAUUGUUCAUUACACAACUAAUGACAGUAAGAAAAGAGCAAAUUCAGCUUUUCUCAUUGGUUCUUAUGCAAUAAUAUACUUAAACAAAUCUGCCGAGGAAGCCUAUCGACCUCUCGUCUGUGGUAAUAGUCCUGCCUUUGUUCCAUUCAGAGAUGCAUCUGUUGGACCGUCCACUUACAACUUGACACUUCUAGACUGUUUACAUGCUGUCCAUAAAGCACUGACCUGUGGAUUUCUAAACUUCGAUCAUUUUGAUGUUAAAGAGUAUGAAUAUUAUGAGAAAGUGGAAAAUGGGGACUUAAACUGGAUUGUGCCAAAUAAAUUCAUUGCAUUUUGUGGUCCUCAUCCAAAAAGCAAAAUAGAAAAUGGAUAUCCGCUGCAUGCACCAGAAGCCUAUUUUAAUUAUUUUCGAAAACACAAUGUUACGACGGUCAUAAGAUUAAAUAAGAAAAUAUACGAUUCUCAUAGAUUCUCGGACAAUGGCUUUGAGCACAAAGACCUGUUUUUUGUAGAUGGCAGUACGCCUAGCGAUGCAAUAAUGAGGGAAUUUUUAGAAAUUGCUGAAAAUUCUAAGGGAGUUAUUGCAAUUCAUUGUAAAGCCGGUCUCGGAAGAACGGGCACUCUGAUUGCAUGCUACAUUAUUAAACAUCAUCGAUUUACUGCCGCCGAGGCCAUAGGAUGGAUCCGAAUCUGUAGACCUGGUUCCAUAAUUGGUCACCAACAACUCUGGCUUGAAGAAAAACAAACUUAUCUGUGGCUCCAAGGAGAUAUCUACAGAGUAAAAAAAGCUCAUCAAAUCAAUAACAAUAGAAAAUGGGAUAAAAAUAAAAUGGCCAAUGCAAAUGCCGCACUGGAUGGUUACCUGUGUAAUAACGGCAGAGACAGGCGGUUGCCAGGAUCCUGCAGUCCACAAAAGGAUAAGGUCGGAGUUCGGCGAAUUCUGACCCGCGUUGAUCGUAUACACCUGGGAGACAACCAAGAGUUGAAUAAUGGGAGAUUUCCAAAUAAGGAUAUGCAGCAGCAGCAGAACAGUGUUAACAAUAAUCCCGACACUACGGAAGACGGAAGUACACAGGGUGACCGUCUAAACCGCAUCAAGGCCCUGAGGAGGCAUCCUCGAUCCAUAACUACCGGGGGAGUCCAUUUAGAGGAACCCAAAGUUCAUCGCCGUACUACCUCCCAACCAUUCAGGUUACUUCCUUCCACUCUGUCUCCGACUUGUUCUUACAUGUCACCGAUGAAACCACUGAGAGGAGGAGUGGUUAAUCUUGGAAACGUAAAGGCGACAAAUGGAAAUCACACGAGCAAUGGUUCUUCGCGGAGGCCUGUCAGGCAAAGAAUCUGCAACAGUAAUUCACCUGGAAAAAGUCCAAAAAAUUCCAAGUGCAGCUUACCAAGAUGAUAACCUCUUUGAACUUUCAUCAAAGCAGAUCUCCAAAAUAAUUUUUUAUAGGAGUCUUCCCCUCGUGCACAGAAAUUUAUUUAGCUUUUAUAUUAAGAUAGUGGCUAUGUAUAUAAAUUUUGUUGUUAUCUUUAUUUUUAAUUAGAGAAUAAGAAAUAUUUAUGUAGUAUGCUCAGUUUAACUGAUUAGAUUUUAAGAAAAAUGCAUUUAACUACAGUCAUCAUCCCCCAAAGUCAAUUUUUAACUGUUUGAUGGACUUUUAAAGCAUUUUACGACCAUUUUUUGAUUGAAAUUAGAUAAAUCAUAAUAGUUUUGUCUUUCGGAAAACAAGCUGCCAUACAUUUAGUGUUCUUUUUUAUGAAUUUUAUUAGAAAAUUUAAUAAUUUGAGGUAAAUAACUUGAAGGAUUAACAAACUAAUUAUAGAAUAAUAUCAUUUUUUAAAGACAAAUUUUGCAUGGUUUGGUUUUAUAUAAAAAAAAAAACAAAACUUGCACCAUUUUUGACAAUCAGAUGUUAGUGUACAAAUUUGUAAAUCACACAAUACUUUUCACUCUUCUAUGAGAUUUCUAACUAUUGGUCAUCUUUCCCACUACCAAACUAAAUUGAAAUUUUUAAAAUACAUAAAAAUUUCUAUAGCAUGUGUACAGUUAGUUUUUAACAGAACAUAUCAAAUAUUAAAAGUGAAAGACGACCUCCCUUUUUCGUUGUACAACUUUGAAUUUUGAAACUCUGCAUUUAGUACAAAGAUGAUUAUUCCAGUGAUAAUUUGAUUUUGUCUGUAUCAGUAGUGAGUACUGUUUUAGGGAUAUCUUAAAAUUCCGUUCAAUCCAGUCAUAUUUAAAUUGAAAUUAAAACAUUUCUUUUGCUAGGUAGAUGUCUUCGUUAAUCAUAAACCUGCUGAAGUUCUUAUGGUGACACUAUGGAAACUCAAAUUAUUGUUUGCAAUAAUUAGAUUAUGCAGCAUUACUCUGUACAGAAUUAAAUUACUUCUCAAAACUUUGGCCAUUCUUUAUUCAAAUAUAAGAAGUGACCCACUUUAGAACUUUAUAUAAAGUGAAGUUCUCUUAUAACAUAGCAAAAGUAUAAGUUUCAACUUUGUCUUUACAAAAAUUCUUUUAAUUACAUAUAUACUGUAGAACUUGCCACUUUCUGGAAUGGUUGCCAUUUAGUGUUGGAAAAUUAAUAGAAAAUUAUGUUAAUUACUACUACUUUCUCACACUAAACAAAAAUUUUAAUAUGUAAAAUAAAGUUCUUCAUUUAAAGGUUGAAUACAAUGUAGCUAUUUUCACAAAUAAAUUCAGAUGGAAUAAAGAAAGGCCUAAAUUUUGAGCUUAAUUUCUAUAUUUUGUUGACUAUCAAGCAUACUCCCAUUAUAUAAAGAAGGUUAACAUGCUGUACAAGGUAUCAAUACCAUCCAUUAAUUAUAAUAUAACAAUGAAAUAAAUGAUUUAGAUGCUUUUAUUUCUUAAAACUCUACAUAUAUAUGUUAAAACAGAAGAAAUAUAACACUGUAAAUGGUACAAAAUGAUCUCAGAAUGCAUUUACAUGCCAUUUUUAACAAUUUCCAUGUGGAAUCGAAUUUUUAAGACCUUUUUUUUUUUUUUGUUCUUACUUUGACAGUGUUUAGCUGCUGUAAGUGAUGGCUUUUAGUAUCUCAUACAAUUUUAUAUUAGUAGGUGAAUGUUUUUCAUUUUUAUCCAUACAAAUGUUGUCACCUCUUAAUUCCAUAUAAGUCUCUAAUGUCCACAUUUCACAACCAAGAACCUAGAGUUAGAAGUUAACCAAUAAGUGAUCGUGUACCAAACACAAAAUAGUAGUUGGUCAAUUUCUAACUCUCAAUCCUUGGUUGUGAAUAUGGUCAUUAAUAAUUUGUGCACGUAUCAUAAACCUGUCAGAUGAAUAAACAGUAUCAUAUCGAUCAUAUUUGCGCAGUUGGCAUCCAGAGUGAUAGAUUUGAUGCGUGUUCUUCUCUAUAUCAUGUGACGUCCAGAUCUUUCUAAAUUAAAUGCAUGGAAAGAUUGGGAAGCGGAUUUUUUGACGAAUUGUUUAGGCAAAGCCGGAUGCCUAUUGUAUUAUAUCAUACAUAAAAGUUUAGUAUGUUAUUAAUUGAUCAUUGUUGUGUACAUAAAAAUAAAAUGUUAGUUAUCAGAUGAGUCUGUCGUACGUUAGAAGUUGUUAGACGAGAUGAUAAAAAGCAAAAUAUUUAUCUAAAUUCUUCCAUAAUAAGGGAAAGUAUUUGAUAAUCUUCCAGUUAUCAGUGUAAUGAGGGAAAUUUUAAGAUUUCUUCCCAAAUUUGAAAAAUAAAACUGCCAUCUGCAUUCUUUAAGGUUGUCAAAAAGAAAUGGUUUCUAUAUUAUUAGAAAGUUUUGUAGGUUGAGCCUGGUUUUGCUCAUCCUACUCUUAGGAAAUGCCAAAAAUGGAUGCACACCAGCAACUUUUGACACCAUCAUUGUCACUGCAGCUGUAUAAAUCUGUUUAUUUGCCUCCGAGUAGGCGGCAAGUGUCAGGAGGCUCAUUUUACUCUCUUCAGUAGUAUAGAGAGAUCAUAAGCAUCUAAGGAGGCAAUGAAAUAAAUUUAUGCCACUGCAACAACAGUUGGAUGCUCAUGCUCUACUCUACAUUAUUGAAAACAGUAAAAUGAGUAUCUCUUGACAGGCUCAUUUUAUUCCAAUAAUGUAGAGCAAAGAGCACAAGCAUCUAACUUCUGUAGCAGUGGCUUAAAUUUAUUCCAUUUCCUCCAACGUGAUGAGACAAUAAGUUUGAUCUUCAGAACAAACUUGUCACUAUCCUCCUUUAGUUGCAAGAUAAGACCAGGCUUGACUUAUUGCAACAGGUGUGGCAAUGAUUUAUAAUGUUGUGCUCCAUUUUUAUUGUUUACUUCGGCUGUAAAUCAAAUGGUAUGCGUGCAAUGUGAUCCUCUAAACACUCAUACCCAAGAGAACCAGCAGAGCGUAUUUCCUUCCAGAAACUGGGCUAUCACAAA
Centruroides sculpturatus (bark scorpion) is the source of this 5001-nucleotide messenger RNA. Its product is annotated as dual specificity protein phosphatase CDC14AB-like. Gene Ontology annotation, cellular component: spindle pole; mitotic spindle; centrosome. Gene Ontology annotation, biological process: cilium assembly; regulation of exit from mitosis; positive regulation of cytokinesis. The coding region runs from base 386 to 2017 and encodes 543 amino acids. Lineage: Eukaryota; Metazoa; Arthropoda; Arachnida; Scorpiones; Buthidae. Gene Ontology annotation, molecular function: protein serine/threonine phosphatase activity; protein tyrosine/serine/threonine phosphatase activity. The transcript has 14 exons. The record is from RefSeq and is a predicted model, not a curated record.